Betta splendens (Siamese fighting fish) is the source of this 2669-nucleotide messenger RNA. It is a transcript of the gene prdm8b, whose product is annotated as PR domain containing 8b. The record is from RefSeq and is a predicted model, not a curated record. NCBI's taxonomy places the organism in Eukaryota, Metazoa, Chordata, Actinopteri, Anabantiformes, Osphronemidae. Gene Ontology annotation, cellular component: nucleus. The transcript is spliced from 5 exons. Bases 362 to 2068 code for a protein of 568 amino acids. Gene Ontology annotation, biological process: regulation of DNA-templated transcription. Gene Ontology annotation, molecular function: protein binding.
GUUAAAGGGAGGAGACGGAGAGUGACACGCCUCAUUGGGUAGAUUAUGUGCCGCAAACAAAAAGUGUGUGUCGGCGCGCCAGUCAGCCAGAGCAGCGGCCCCAUCUGCGCCUCUCUCUCCCCGUCGGUCACUCCCAGCCUCGACGCGUAUCUGCAGCAGCGGCGCUGUCACUGUCGCCGCACCGGGGGGGAUGUACUGACACUACGGAGCGAACCGGGAGCGCGCCACCGGCACCGGCACCGGCACCUCCGCCCGCGCCCCCUGCGUGGUAACGGGCUGCUUCCUUCUGCACACGGCUUUUGACUCGCAGCGUCGCUCGCCCUGUGGAUUAUUGUUGCUCUCCGUCGACUGAAAGCGUGAAAUGGAGGAGUCCAGCUCGCAGAAGUUGGCGUGGGACGGAGACGCCAAAGCGGUGCAGCAGUGUCUGACGGACAUCUUCACCAGCGUCUACACCACCUGCGACAUCCCGGAGAACGCCAUCUUCGGCCCGUGCGUUCUGAGCCACACGUCGCUCUACGACAGCAUCGCCUUCAUCGCCCUGAAAUCCACCGACAAACGCACAGCGCCUUACAUCUUCCGGGUGGACACAUCCGCGGCCAACAGCACCUCCGAGGGCUUGAUGUGGCUGCGUCUGGUUCAGUCGGCCCGGGACAAGGAGGAACAGAACCUGGAGGCGUACGUGAAGAACGGGCAGCUCUUCUACCACUCGCUGCGUCGGAUCGAGAAGGACGAGGAGCUGCUGGUGUGGUACGGCAAAGACCUCACGGACCUGCUGCUGCUCAGCGCCAGCCGAGCGCCGCCCAAGAGCAAAGGUUCGUCCCACCACUCGUGCCCAGACUGCAGCCAGCGCUUCCAGUUCGAGUUCCCCUACUUGGCCCACCUGCGCUUCCGCUGCACCAAAAGACUGCAGACCAUCACAGGGGCUGACGAGGAGCCCAGCAAGGAGCCCGGCGCCGAGCGACCAAACACAACUCCAACCAGGACCAGCCCCAAACUGGGCCGCUCCGAGGGCUUCGUCAGCCCCCAGGACAGCAACAAACCCUCCACAGACUUUCACAACCUGGCCAGGGAUCUAGAAAACAACCGGACCAGUCCACCGAGCGACAAGGAGGCCGAGAUCUGCAGCGAGAGCUCGGGGAAGAGGAAGUUUUCGGACGUGGACGACAGGGAGUGCCGAGCGCCUGGCCUCCCCCAGACCAAGUCCAAGGAUGAGCUGGCCACGUCGGCCCAGAACUACAGAGGCGUGUACGGCCUGGAGGAGAACCACAGGGCCUUCUCCCCGCCGGGCUCCACAGAACUCAGUGAGGGCAAGCGCAGUGCCUUCACCGAGGUCAAGAAGUCGGCCCAGAACCUCAAACACCACAGCGGCAGCAAAAACCUGCCGAGCGCCAACUCCGAGAACAAGGACGGCGGCCGCUCCGGCAGCACCCCCCCAGAGAAGCCGCUCAGCAUCCGGCAGGUGCUGUCGGAGACGCAGCCGCCCCAGACCUCGCCCAUGGGCAGCGCCUUCACCUCCGUGGGCCAGCAGGGCGGCGGCGGCGAGCGCAAGAGCGCCUUCAGCCAGCCGGCGCGGUCCUCCUUCUCCCAGAUCUCACCGCUGGUGAUGCCGCCCAAGCUGCUGGACUGCCACCCGGCCGUGGGCGACACCAUCUCCUCCAACAGACUCUACCAGGCCGACCACCUGGCCGCCAAGCUGCAGGGCGCCGAGCUGGGGGCCAACUGCCCGGUGCCGGGCGGCAUGGCCAAGCAGAACCCCUUCGUCUACGCCACCACCUUCUGGCCCAAGAACUCCGGAGCCAUCCAGCUUCAGAUGCCCUCGGCGCUCACCCUGCUCCCGCCCUCCUUCACCUCCCUUUGCUUGCCGGCGCAGAACUGGUGUGCCAAGUGCAACGCCUCCUUCCGCAUGACCUCAGACUUGGUUUACCACAUGCGCUCCCACCACAAAAAGGAGUACUCCAUGGAGCCUCUGGUCAAGAGGCGGCGCGAGGAGAAACUCAAGUGCCCCAUCUGCAACGAGUCCUUCCGGGAGCGACAUCACCUGUCACGUCACAUGACCUCCCAUAACUGACUCACAGACUAGGAGGGACUAGGAGGGACAAACGGGGACCUCCGUGAUCCUGCCUGGAUUUAAGCCACUUCACCAGACACGAACACCCUUGCACUUGUUUUCACUUUGGACAUUGAUCUUCUGAAUCCUUUUCAGUCCAUCCACUUCUUCUCCCUGUAACAAAAUGUCAUGUUUGAGUGUAUGCAAAUGCGUUUUGACUUCAAGAGUGAAUUUAUUUAUGAAGCACUUCUAAGUUUGAGAAUAGCGUGUAAAUGUACAGUAAGUUGAAUUUUAUAUCAUAUAAAUGCAAAUAUAGAGAAGAAUUCCACAUGUAGUCACACGUCACGCUUUGCAGCGGGUUUUUCAUGAUGUGAUGGACAUGGACACAAACUGGGGAUAUUAUCAGACUAUAUUUCAGAGUGCAUGUAAUAUUAAAUAAUAUUGAUUUAAGAUGCAGUCUAUACAUUACCAUGUAAAUAGUUUGUUUAUUUGGAAUACAAAGUGUAAUAUUUUGUGUCAGUGGGGAAUAGUUUCAGUGUUUCUUCCUUUUGCGGAAAUUUACUACUUGAUAGUUUAUCUAAUCAUGUUGAAUGCAUUGACAAUAAAAUAGCUUUAUUUUCAA